UGAAAAUCGGGUACAUCAGCUGUUUAAAGUGUAUAAACGGUGUGAUUGGAUACUUUUUAUUUAUGAGUAUUAUAUGUAAAGCACCGGUACAUACAUAUAUUACAGCUUGUGACAGUUUAAAAUGGGAGAGAUAUGGAGAAUGGGUUCGCAUAUGGAAAGUGUGAUAAAUGCUUACAAGACUUUGUCAAAAAUACCAUCAAUAGUGGGUGGGAAAUUGAACAGUCAGGGUAACAUAGUGUCUUCUAGAUGGUCCAUACGUAAUUUAGAUAGAGGAAAGAAUACACAAUACAUGAUAGACUAUUUAUUGGACACUAAAUUGAAAGUUUUAAAUGAGAGUGAAUUUGCUGUUGACGUUAGUCAUGAGUUACUCACUGCAGUCUCUCCAAAAGAGAAGUAUAGAGCUGUGAUUCGAGAAGAAAAAGAUGACAAGGAUAAUUCAAAGAGGAAACUUUACCUUGAAGUCUGGUCUAAGACAACGCUCAAAAAUUCAGUUGAUCUUACUUCUUUGGAUAUUCACGGAGAUGUUUAUGCAGAUUCGGAGUUUGGUUCUCUGGAUUGGUCGUCCGAUGAAAAGCAUAUUUGUUAUGUAGCCGAGAAGAAGGUUAAGAAAUCUGAACCCUUCAUCAAAAGGAAGCCCGUUGAUGAUAAAAAUAAAGAUUCUGAAAAUAAACCUACACCGGGAGAAGAACAUUUAUACAGAGAGGAUUGGGGCGAACAGCUGACGGGCAAGUACCAGACUGUGGCGGUCAUUUUCAGGAUUACAGACGAAACUUUUGAAAUCUUCGAGAACAUUCCAGAUAAUUUGUGUCCUGGACAGGUGAGGUUCACUCCCAAUGGAGAAGGUGUAGUUGGCGUGGCUUGGGAUAUAUCUGAAGUGAGGCGCCUGGGGCUGAUCUAUUGCACCAACCGGCCUGGUUAUAUCUUCUGUUGCACACUGACAGGAAUAUUUAAGAAGCUAAGCGAGGAAAACAAAGCGGUACGAUCUCCCCGGUUCUCUUCCAAUGGUGACCUGGUGUGGUUACAGCGGGAGGCUGGAGGACCGCAUCACGCCUGCCAUCAACUAGUACGGAUGACAUCAGAUAAUAUUAAAACUGUCAUAGAAUCUGAUGAUUCUGACAUUCGUGAUAAAAUAUCAGUGGUGAUAGACAUUGUGCAAAAUAAUAAGGGAAUACGCAAUCAAGAAAUAUUCUACGGGAUAUAUUGUCAGAGCCUACCGUCCAAGUGUUUUAGCAGCGAUGGAAAACGAUUGGUAUUUAGCACUCCACAGCAGAACGAGAUUAGAAGUUAUGUUGUUCACGUUGACAGUGGCGAUAUAACGGACAUAUCUAACACUAAGACGAAUCCGGGAUCGACGAUUGUGUUGAACGUGCAGGCUGAUGUCAUCCUGGCUUCAUGGUCGUGUCUUACCACGCCGGGUCAGCUAUUCGUAGCAAAGUUGGGACCUGCCGGUGAAGAGCGCAACAUAGAGUGGGUGCGAGUGAGUGCGCCACACGAAGCGCCACCCGCCGUCGCCGGCGCCGAGCUGCAGUACGUGCCGCUGCGACACGAGCACUCGGCCGACGCCGUGGCGUCGUUCAGCGCGCUGUACAUGGGGCCGGAAGCAGGCGAGGCGUGCCCGCUGGUGGUGUGGCCGCACGGCGGGCCGCACUCCGCCUUCUGCAACGCCUACUCGCUGGAGGCGGCCUUCUUCAACAUGCUCGGCUUUGCAUGUCUUCUUAUCAACUAUCGAGGAUCUGCCGGGACUGGGGACGCCUCAAUAUUCUUCCUACCUAGUCGUAUAGGAACAGCUGACGUCGCAGAUUGUAAACUAGCCACCGAAAAGGCGAUAGAGCUGUUUCCUAUUAAUGAAAAGAAACUUCUGCUGUACGGGGGCUCGCACGGCGGUUUCCUGGUAGCACAUCUCAGUGGAUUGUAUUCUGAUUAUUAUAAUGUGACCGUCGCUAGGAACCCCGUCAUUGAUUUGGCCUCCAUGUAUAAUACCAGUGACAUUGCGGAUUGGUGUUCCGUAGAAGCAGGUUGGCCAUUCCGAGAAGAUGGUCCAGUAACUGAAGACCACCUCUUAGCCCUACGUCGAGUAUCGCCAUUAGUCCACGCCCACAAUGUGACCACACCUACCGCCAUCAUGCUUGGAACGAAGGACAAAAGGGUUCCCUACUACCAGGGAUUGGAGUACAGCAGGAAGUUAAAAGCUAACGGGGUUAAUACCAAGGUGUUCAUGUACGAAGAUAACCACUCCCUUAGCAGCCUGCCUGUUGAAAUGGACAACCUUAUCAACGCGGCUGACUGGUUUAUAUCAAUGAUCAAAGAUAAAUAACAUUUUAGCAGAGCAAGGAGCACAUGAGUGCUUAUUGGAGGGGGAUUUGCCUUGGAACUGGGUUGCGAGUGAAAAUUUUGUGAAUAUUCAGCAAUGAUGUAAAUUACUUUAAGGAAACAAGAGUGCUACGAAAACAGAUAUCUUUUUGAAAUGUUUACAGAGGAAACGUUUAAUUUUGAAACGUUAAUUAUUAAACGUUACGCUCAAAUUUGGCCUUGAAACUUUACUUUUUUUUAGUGCUCAAAGAAAAUAACACUAAAAAAAUCCAGAUAUGUUAAAUUGUAAAAUUUUCAACAAUUUGUAAAAAUAUAUGUUUAAAGGAUUCGAGUUUAGAAAUAUCGAAAACGCUAUUGUAUGUAUGCACUUAAAUCUAAUUAUAUAGUUAUGUAUCAUAAUAUAAUAUGUUUGUAUAAGUAUAAUUAAUAUAUGCAUUUAAGAUAAUUAUAACAGUUGUAUAGAAAAAAAAAAUACAGGAAAAUAGUAAGUUUAAUCAAUUAAAUAUGUCAAUUUAAAACAUAAUAAAAAUAUACAAUAUUGAAGCACUACACUUAUUUAUUGAUAGUGAAACCAAAAACGGUGACUGGUUUUGAAACGAAAGUAGACAGAGCUAAGAAGACUCGUCGAAAGAAAUUUAGUGUUGUUUUUGUCAAAUAAUUAUUUACAAUUUUUAAAUAAUAGUUAAGAAAUUGUCUAUGGAUGAUCGCUUAUUUCAUUAUCUAUAAAACCACUAAUUGAAUAUUAUAAUCUUUGAAACAUAAAACCCAAACGUUUAUUUACAUUUUUUAACAUAGCAACUAAACCAAUUGUAAUUUCUAUAACGAAUUUUUUUUAAUUAUAAUAUAUGUAAAUGAAAUAAUAGGCAUGAUGACAUUUUGAAAUAACCUUCUAUAAUGUUGGUACACGUCUAUUUUAUUUCAGUAAUAAUCUAACUGUUUACGCAAAUAAUUGGUUUUUCAUUUACCUAUUUUGAAUUUCGCUCGAAAACACUCGCAGGUGUCAUGGCUCCUGCACGUGACGUCACGCCUCAGUAAACGACAGUAAACGUUAUAUUUUGUCUAUACUCAACGAAGAAAGGCAGAAAGUUUUGCGUGUUUCCUAAGGUUAAAAAUGAAUUCCAAAGUUUGCAAGUGGUGUGCGGGCUCUCUGAGUAAAAAUACAUACGAAUGCCAACCAGAUCGAAGAACAAUCUACAGAAGCAGAACGACCGUAUAUAAGUAAGAAACGAAAGAUGAUGGUUCUUGAAGAAUGUGAAAAACACAUGUUGUGAUGUGGUUACAGAACAUUUUGAAGAAAUUGCAAAUUGAGGCGGAGAUUAAUAAAGAUUUAUUAUAUAUUUAUGAUAUAUUUAGAUUUAUAGAAGUAUUCGUAAAUAUGUAAAUUCACAAAUUCAGUACUAGUGGAGCUAAAUGAAAUAUUGUCUUAAAAGUUCUUACUGGUAGAAAUAUUAGGGCUUUCAUAUUCAGGGAAAUUUCAUAUGCGAGUAACACUAUAUAGCUAACAGAAAAAACCUAUGAUAACACUAAAAAUAAAUAAAAAUAUACUUACAAGGAAGUUUUCACAUUUCGAAAUUCAGAAAAGCAAAAGUCUUUAUUUGAUAAAAAAAACUCUCCUAACAUCAAAAAAUCCUGGGCAAAUUAGAGGAAUUUGUCUUAACAAAUCCUUGUUCCAUCAUUAUAGAUCUUGGAUGAUUGAUUUUCUUCACAGAAACGCGAAUAACCAACGACUCUACUAAUUAAAUGGUGCAAAAUUAAUUUUGAAACGCGUAAAUACAACAACUAUUCAUAAGAAACGGUUAUAGAUAUUGAGGCGUGACAUCAUUCUCUCUGAUUGAUGUUUCAAAUAAAAUGGCCCAUUGCAGAAUUUCAUAUUUAUAUUUUACUAAAAAUCUUAUUGAUCUCAAUGCGUAUAUUAAAAUUGGAUAAUUUUUUAGAAUCCUUUUAAAAUAGUUACUUCUUUAAAAUAAAUUAUUUUUUAAUUCUUUAAUACUGUCAUCAUGCCUAUUGUACCAUAGUAUUAAGUUAUAAAAAAAAACCAACCCAACAGAAAAAUGUACUACUUUUACUGAUAGCUGUUGAAAUCAAUACUAACUUUUACAAGGUGAUAAUG
Molecule: messenger RNA, 4420 nt
Organism: Nymphalis io (European peacock)
Lineage: Eukaryota; Metazoa; Arthropoda; Insecta; Lepidoptera; Nymphalidae
Product: acylamino-acid-releasing enzyme-like
Exons: 15
Coding region: 122-2314 (730 amino acids)
Biological process (GO): proteolysis
Molecular function (GO): serine-type endopeptidase activity
Source: RefSeq, a predicted model, not a curated record